AUGUCCUCUCUAAGCCGUGAUCCAUCUUUAUUUGCACAUCAAAGAUUUCCAAGUGAAGAGCAAUCCUGUAAGAAAUGUGAGAAAUCCCUUAUCAAUGACUUGCAAGUUCCUGGACAUCAGAGAAUUCGUAUUGGCAAGAAAUUCUAUGAAUGCAAGGAAUAUAAAAGUGCCCUUAGUAGGGACUUUUACUUUACCCAACAUCAGAGAGUUCAUAGUGAUGAAAAACCCCUUGAAUGUAAAGAAUGUGGCAAGGAUUUUAGUUUUGUAUCAGUCCUUAUUCGACACCAACAAAUUCAUAGUGGUGAAAAACCAUAUGAGUGUAAAGAAUGUGGCAAGACCUUUGGUAGCGGUGCAAACCUUACUUAUCAUCAGAGAAUUCAUACUGGCGAGAAGCCUUAUGAAUGUAAGGAAUGCGGGAAGGCUUUUGGAAGUGGCUCAAACCUGACUCACCAUCAGAGAAUUCAUACUGGUGAGAAACCCUAUGAAUGUAAGGCCUGUGGGAAAGCCUUUAGUUUUGCAUCAGGCCUCAUUCGACAUCAGAUAAUUCACAGUGGAGAAAAGCCUUAUGAAUGUAAGGAGUGUGGGAAGGCCUUUAGUUUUGAGUCAGCCCUUACUAGGCAUCACAGAAUCCACACAGGUGAGAAACCUUAUGCGUGUAAGGACUGUGGGAAGACCUUUGGCAGUUGUUCCAACCUCACUCAACAUCUGAGGAUUCACACUGGUGAGCGACCCUAUAAAUGUAAAAUAUGCGGAAUGGCUUUUACUGGUGGCUCCGCCCUUACUCGGCAUCAGAGAAUUCAUACUGGUGAGAAGCCAUAUAUAUGUAAUGAAUGUAGGAAGGCCUUUAGUUUUGGGUCCGCUCUCACUAGGCAUCAAAGAAUUCACACUGGUGAGAAACCGUAUGUAUGUAAGGAAUGCGGGAAGGCUUUUACUAGUGGUUCAGACCUCACUCAGCAUCAGAGGAUUCACACUGGUGAGAAACCCUAUGAGUGUAAGAAAUGUGAGAAAGCCUUUAGAAGUGGUUCAAAACUUAUUCAGCAUCAGAGAAUGCACACUGGUGAGAAACCUUAUGACUGUACAGAAUGUGGGAGGGCCUUCAGCAGUAACUCAGACCUCACUCAGCACCAGAGAAUUCACAGUGGAGAAAAACCCUAUGAAUGUAAGGAAUGUGGGAAGGCUUUUGGCAGUGGCUCGAAACUUAUUCAACAUCAAAUCAUUCAUACUGAUGAAAAACCCUAUGAAUGCAAGGAAUGUGGGAAGUCUUUUAAUAGUGGCGCAGCACUUAAUCGACACCAGCGAAUACACACUGGUGAGAAACCCUACAGAUGUAAGGAGUGUGGGAAGGCCUUUAGCAAUGGCUCAAACCUCACUCAACACCAGAGAAUUCAUACAGGGGAGAAACCUUAUGGAUGUAAGGAAUGUGGUAAAUGUUUUGGAAGGAGUUCAGAUUUUAAGCAACAUAUGAAAAGUCAUUCUGGAGAUAAACUUUGUAAACUGGAAACUCUUAUGAAUUGCAUUUAG
Molecule: messenger RNA, 1521 nt
Organism: Chrysochloris asiatica (Cape golden mole)
Lineage: Eukaryota; Metazoa; Chordata; Mammalia; Afrosoricida; Chrysochloridae
Product: zinc finger protein 345-like
Exons: 1
Coding region: 1-1521 (506 amino acids)
Source: RefSeq, a predicted model, not a curated record